Molecule: messenger RNA, 903 nt
Organism: Dothidotthia symphoricarpi CBS 119687
Lineage: Eukaryota; Fungi; Ascomycota; Dothideomycetes; Pleosporales; Dothidotthiaceae
Product: ankyrin
Exons: 2
Coding region: 1-903 (300 amino acids)
Cellular component (GO): cytoplasm; nucleus
Molecular function (GO): protein binding
Source: RefSeq, a predicted model, not a curated record
AUGCAAUCUCCCCAGCUUCCCCCGUCCCUUGGACCAGAGCCCCCCUACUAUGCAAGGCCAAGGCCUGAACAAGUAGAUAUCUGCUAUCGCGCUGCCUGUGACGGAGACCUUGAUACUCUUAAAGAACAGGCCUGGCAGCUUCUUCACAACCCCGAGGCGGCAUUUGUUGAGCAACCGCAUCCAACAUGGCUAUAUCGUUCAUUAGCUGAGGCGAUUCGGCAACAGAACAUAGAGAUGGUCCAGUUUUUGUUGGAUGAGAACGUCGCGAAUGGUGAUCUUCCAGUUGAGGUUGCUGUGCGUAGUCGAGCGUUCAAGGUACUGGAAUUAUUCCUUCAACGUGGAUGGGAUAUCAACCAGCCAAUGGGCCGAAAUGAGCCCUCCGUGUUGAGUAUCCCUCUGUGUACCUCUGAUAAGGAGAUGGUCAUGUGGUUGCUUGACCAUGGUGCCAAUCCAAACAGCCGCUGCGAUUGGGACUUUACACCUACAUCAUACGCCAUGCUUGCUGCUCCUCUCGAAACUAUCGACGCUCUUUUCGAACGAGGAGCAAACCCACUCUGUGGACAACUCCUCCAUUAUGCUGUUCUAAGGGAUACAUCUGACGCUCUAGAGGUGGUCUGCAAGAUUGUAGAGAAAGGUGCACCAAUCAACGAGGUCAAGUACGAAAAGGAGCUAGAGACAUAUAUUGAGCGCAAACCAUUUGGCCUUGGAACGCCACUUCACCGAGCUGCAGAGUUUGGUAAGAAGGAUGUUGUUGAGUACUUGUUGAAGAAGGGCGCCGACUCCCUAAAGUUGGACAGCAAAGGUCGAACGCCACGUUUCUGGGCAGAAAAGGAGGGCUUCACGGACGUGGCUCGUGUUCUCGAGGAGGCAGAGCGUAAACAGGCAAACAUUGAUCCAAUGUAA